GUAUGCAACACAUUUGACCAAUCACGGCAAAGAAUCGUCAUGACGUCACGACUGCCCUGGGUACGAGCAGAAAGGACCUUUGACCCAAAAGCAGAGCACUCCAAAGAAACCGUGGGGAUCGAUUUGCAGCGGCGAAAGAGGCUGAAAAUCAGCGCAAACGUCUGAGAAAGUUCGUCUUAAGAAUUGCUCAGAACUGAGCUGACACAGAUUGAAGGAGAACCAUGGGAUCCAACUGGCAGCCAACCCGCCCGCGGGGGCCGAUCGCGGCCAUGUAUCACAGCCCCGGACCCAAGUAUAUGGUGCCCGGCAGUACAGGACACACCCAGACUUUUGCUACAGGUGCAAAGAAACACGACCCGACGCGUAAGCUGGCUCCGGCGUACAGCUUCGGAGUCCGACACAACAAGUACAGCAACGACUGUAGCCCGGGACCAGGCUACCUCGUGCCGUCCAACAUCCUGCGUCAGGGGAAGGAUGGGACCCCCCACUACUCCCUGUACAGCCGGCCUAAGGACAUCACCAUGUUCAGCACCCCUGGCCCAGGUGCAUACGCUCCAGAGAAAUCUGGCCGCUCUGCGUCUCGUACGGCCCCGGCGUACUCUCUCGCCUCCCGAACGCGAGGCUUCAAGUUCGACAACACGCCCGCGCCCAACGCGUACUCCCUGCCAGCGGUGGUCGGACCAAAGGCUGUCGGAAAGACGUCAGCACCAAACUAUUCACUGACCAGCCGACAGAAGAUUGGUAGCUUCCACGAGGACUUACAGAAGACCCCUGGACCGGGCACAUAUAGAGUAACGGACCCCAACAUCAACCGUGGCCGAGCUCCGCUCUACUCGAUGACCGGGAGGAACCAGAUGCCUGGAGACACCACCAAAAAACCGGGCCCUGGUGCACACAGCCCAGAAAAGGUGUAUCAAAACGCAAAGAGAAAGCAGCCAGAAUUUUCAUUCGGAAUUCGGCACUCCGAAUACAUAGCACCUCUCAUCGUUGACCCCUCCUACUAACUCAUGGCGUUUGUGUAAGCACGGGUGAUCAUGCACAAGUUGCAGUACCCACAAUUCUCCUUUGGGAUUCGUCACUCCGAGUACAUCGCACCACUCAUCAUUGAUCCAGUGGAGUAGCCAAUCAUAACAAGCCAGCAGUACAAACCAACCAAUGAGAUCCAUCCUUCUACAUCCAUCACCUGUGAGCCCAGCCAAUGGGAUCCAUGCAUGCAUAUUUCAAAGCAACCAAUCACUUCUCAGCUUAGUGACCAGUUUUGCUGGCAGAACCUUUCUACAGUGUUAUAUUUUACCUCAGUUCAGUUGUGAAUACUUUCAACAACAAAAAAGAUUAUGUACUUGUCAGGAAUCUUUUUUCAGUAAAAGUGUGUUUUAGGUGCAGCCAAAUGUUCCAAUUUUCUUUUAUUUUUGUGCUUUGUCUAUCCUAGAUUGAAUUCGACAUCACAAUAAUUGUAUGAUGUGUUAAGAAAUUCACAAAGGUUACUUUCUGCACAGUAGACAUUGCACAAUUCCAUAACCUCAUACCGUAGAAUGACAUGUAAUUUUUAUGUUUUUGCCGAUGAGAUUCCAUUUUUUUCCUUAUUUGCUGCUUUUAAUUUUUGUUUUCCAAGAAGUUUCUCUGUAUUUCGUUUAUUUUGUUGAUUAAGCUAACAGAGAAUUGUUCUUUUACUCAGAUGUACAUAUUUUGUGAGGAAUGUUUGCCAACAGAAAUACAUGCAUUGAGAAUUGCUGGUCCAAGUGAAAUAUGUCUUACAAAUAUACAGUAGUUAUUAAUGCAGUGUCAAUUCUUGUAAUAAAAAAAAAAGGAAUUUAUUAUAGGUGAAAACAAGGACAAUGUCAUAUACAAUGUAAUUACCUUGUGUUUGUGAAAAUAAGGGUUUCUUCAGUGAAAUAUCAUCAUCCAAACUUAAUAACAGCUCUUUUUUUAAGAUAAAAGUUUGCGCUAUUGCAGUAAUGGCACAUUUCAGUUGACAUUUCUAUGUAUGUAAUGAGAACAAAACAUAUGCAGCUAAGUACUACUGUAACAGUCCUUGUGUUACGAGAAUAGAGGUAUCAAAUAUGAAAAAAGAUUGUAUAUUUUUUACAACUAUCAAAGGAUAUCAGCUAAGAAGGGCUUAAACAACAUAUCAAAGCAUCCUAGAAGCUCAGUGUGACUAAAAAUGUAAAUCUAUUCAAAAAGAAUGUGUGUUUGUCAUGUGUGUAUGAAAAAAAAAUCAAACAUGCUUGUCAAUAUCAGAAUGAUGAUCAUAUAGAUUAUUGCAGUGUGCCUCCAUCUUUGUUUGCUGGUUAUUAUGCGGCUACAACAAAGGGGUCAAAUUCUCAAGGACAAAUGUCUACUCAAAACAAAAUAUAUUCAGUUCAUGAGAGGUCCCAUGCCUGGGAAAAGUACACAGUCUAUGCAAUUAAGAAGAACAUAAAAUGCGCUGCUGCUAUGCAAAUGUGCCAUUUUUGUUGACAAAAAAAAUUUAAUGUUUUUUGUGGAAAAGGGGAAAUAAUAUGCCAUUUGGCUUGUCCCUGAGGCGUCGCCAAAAUUGUCCAGGAGAAUUUGGUUCCCGAUAUUAACGGUUUGUAUCUUCUCCGCUCCUCUUGCCCUAAUAUGGUCUUGGUGGUGAUUUAGUGUAUAUUUGAUAGGAAUACCAAUAAACCCUCCUCAAUACAAACCCA
Branchiostoma floridae (Florida lancelet) is the source of this 2666-nucleotide messenger RNA. RefSeq names its product outer dense fiber protein 3-like. Lineage: Eukaryota; Metazoa; Chordata; Leptocardii; Amphioxiformes; Branchiostomatidae. The record is from RefSeq and is a predicted model, not a curated record. The transcript is spliced from 7 exons. Bases 222 to 1004 code for a protein of 260 amino acids. Gene Ontology annotation, cellular component: cytoskeleton.